AUUAGCCAGAUACCGGCGUGACCUAUUUUAAGCUACUGUAUGGUACAUAUGGUGUUUUUAACGUGAUUUGUAGGUUUGUGACAAUGCCUGGAAAGGAAACUAAUAAUACACAAUGUUCGAGAGACGUAACAGACGACGUAUUGCCCAUACCUAUACAAAUAUUUUUAUGGAAACAAGUGAGUCCAUUUGUUCGGCCGAAGCUUGGAAAACACCAUGAAGCUUCCUGUGUGUUUUGUCAGCAGGCAAGCAUAGGCCACCAUGAGUUAAAAGAAGCCUGCAAAGUAUACGAAAAGGUUGUAGUACAAAACAUUCAAAGCGGUCUAAAACCGGAUAUUGCAGAAAUUAUUAGGUCUGUUCCAAGAUGGAAACUGAUACAGGCUUCGUUACCAUAUGUGAUGCACUCAGUCUCAUCAGUCCUGCACAACAGAUUGAAAGACGGAAAUCUGCAAACUUUAGGGGCAGUAGAGACAAAGCUUCUGUAUACCUUACACUGGAUUAUAUUAGACGCGGGAGAAGAAUGUUCAGAUGAAGAUUUUGAAAAAGGCGUUUUUCAUCCUUCUCCUUUUUACUACAUUUUCCCGAUAUCCAGCAUCGCGUUAUUCAUCUAUCUGUUUGCACCUAUCUGCAACAAUUUGAAAGAAUCUGACUUCCAAAAUUUCCGGCUGGAGAAUGGCCUGAAAAUUUGGCAAGCCUUGUGGGAUUUCAAACAUCCGGAUGCUGCUUGCUUCUUUACCCAGUGCAAGCCGGAACCAAGGUUUCUCAGUGGCAAACGACCCAGGAGCAAGCAAUUUGGAGACGUUUUUGUAGGAAGAAAACCAUCACAAGAAGAUCCACUAGCUAGAGACAGUCCAACAAUGAGCCACGCUGUAAGCGCGUCCAGCUCAGACCAACCAUCUUUUCCUAUGUCUGGAGCUCCGUCUACAGUUACGAUUACAGCAACUAUUACGAAAAUCGAUGAUGAGGGCGGCUGGGUGUCGUCACCAAAAGACACCGCCUUUCCAGAAACCAUUCCUGAAGAAAGCUCCAGCACCGAGGAAGAGCAUGUCGUUAUAUUUAGAUUGCCGUCACUGCACGAAUCUGAUGGAUUCUUGAGAGAUCCUUCUAUUUACACGGCCGAAACAAGCAUUAUUCAAUUGGCGAUGAGAAGAAAUGGGGCUGGACGAAGUAAUAAGGUAGAUCAAGCAGCUGUUACUGCAAGUACCGAUAAUAAGUCAACCGGAAAACCGCCUAUGCAAAAGGCUGGGUCCUCAACCGACAAAGAUUCACUUGACAGUAGCAAAGUACCAUCAGUAGAAGCACAGCAGAAGGAAGAAGCCGGCAAGCCGCUAGAUCAUGAACAUAAGGUAAAUGCGGCGACUUUUUUGGAUGUGGCUGUACUACGUUGUCUCUUCAUGACUCAUUGGCAAGAAGAUGGGAUUUAUUGGGCAUUGGCUUUUCUAUACAACAGACUUCGAGAGAUCAACGAAGAAGCUUCUAACCAACAGCAACCUAGGAGGAGGAGCAAUUCCUUGCCGAUACCCAAGAUUGAAGUGUCUUUAUAUCAGAGCAAUGAUUUCAAAAAGUCGUCUGAUCACAACCAGAAAGAUUUCAUCGAGGUUCCCGAGCCGAAAGACGUAUCUCUUUUAGCAGAGUGUCCGUAUUCAUCACAAGCAAAAUCUGACGAAUCCCUGCAUAAGAGAGCGGGGAGCGAAAAGAGUAAGAGAAGGAUGAAGAUAGCUGAUUUAAAAACAUUUGUUGAAACCAAGCUAUUAUCGAAAUCGGAGAAGGCGUUAGAAAAAAUUGGACAAGAAGAACCGAAAUCGCUGGGACAAGUAUCGGUGGGUUCAAGAAGAUUUCUAAAUCAGGAAUGUCAUAGGAGUCUAGAUACCGGAGAUGACACUUUGUCGUCUAGGCCACAAUCGUCGUUUUCAAAAAUCUUCGAGCCGCCUAGCAACCUUGUGAAAGGGAAAAGCAUGCCUAGCCUCAGCUGUUUAAUUGAUGAACUUAACGCUGGUGGAUAUACAGACGAGACUCAUUGGGAAUGUACACGCAGCAGCAGAUUGACCAAUUCCCAGCCAAUGACAAACCCGAUUAUCACAGUUACUGAACAUACUCCAACACCUUCACCUGACUACUUGAAGAAGGAGACCUACGCUCAAAGUUCAAUGGAUAGCCAGCUGGAUGCUGCGAGCCUUUCCGGCAGCAAGUUGAGUGGCUGGCAAGAUAGGAAGUCAAGCUUAACGAGAUCCCAAACAGAUUCAAAUAUAACAUAUGCUGGUGAAGAGGUUCAAGAGGCUCAUGGAUCAACAAGAUAUAUAACAAGAGACGGCGAGAUGGACUUGCAAGUAGUUUUAAAGGCAGUGCACAGAACUGCAGUCAGAGAAAACACUUCAUGUACUCUUCGAGUGCUAGAAGUCAUCUUGAACCUUGCGGAGCUGCUCUUGGACAUGGGUGUCCUGAAGCAGUGCUUAAGGGAUGAGGUCAUGGCGAAUAUUUCCAGUUCCAAAAAGGAAGCGAAAUUCUCCGGGGUUACCAAGGUAUCUCCAGGUUCAACUGCAGAUACUCCGUAUAGCAGUGACGCCGAGAAGACUGAAAAGAAAGUUUCUCCACAUAGGAUGAUGAUGAAUAUUAUUGUUAGAGUUUUGAAGCAUCUCGGAUGUCCACAUGGAUGUAUGGAUGGCCAGAGAGGCCCAGCAGCAGAGUUUCUACGGACGCAGUGUCAAAACAUUUUCUCCAAACUGAAUAGAGCCAGCGGCAAUAUGUUGAAAAAAUACUUGAGAGACUUCGUUAGGUACCAGCCGAUGAACGACAUACUCGAUUUCUUUCACGCUUAUUUAGGAUAUUGCGUGGAUCCCAGCUCCUUGUUAUCACCUCUGAAUCAGAAUCAGACACAAACUCAAAGUCAGAAUCAGAAGACGAGGUGCAUCAGCCGUUCUCCGGAAGCGGUGUCAGGGGGUGGUGAUAAUCAUCGUCGGUAUGACGCAGGCGCAGGAGUGGGCAGGUCUAGGGGAAUUGAGGGGCAGGUCGUAGGAUGCGCUUUCAAGCAAAUGGUCACACGAUUCAUCGAGGCGAGCAAAGAAAUCAAGACGUCGGAAAAUUUGGCAACCUAUUGUGAAAUUCGCCAAAUGAUGACCUACGUGAAAGAAGCUCACGGUAGCGUCUUCAGAAAAGUUGCUUUGAGCGCUCUCAUCGACACCGCGGACAGACCGUCAAAAAAAGAACCAGCCACACAGACCACCAGAGUAAUUAGGCACAUGCAUCCAUCGGAAAUUGAAGAUAUACCGGACGCACCAACGGACAGCCAGUCUUUCAGCGUAGACGACAAAGGCAUCAGAAAGCAACUGUUCAAGAAACGAAGCACCUCUUCAACAUGUGCUAGUCUCCUUGAAACAGAAGCAGAAGAAUUACUGAGAACCAGUCAAAGUCCUUUAGGGAAUUUGAGAAAAAAACACCAUGUUUUGACGCCGAGGCACAGCGAAAGAGCUUUGGGAAUCGCAAUGGAUCCAUCAGUCUGCAUGAAGUCAAAAAGAUCCAAAUUCGGAGGAAUAGUCAACUGGUUCAAAAAGGGAGACAGUUCAUCUACAGAUGAUCAAGAAAUGCGAGAUAAUGGGGAAUCCGUCACCGACACAGCCAGUUUUGUGAGAAAGCCUUCGGUAUACUAUCAAAAACCAAGCAAAAGCAAUGUUAUAAAGAAGGCCAAACGGAGGAUGGAGGGAAAGUUCAAAUUUGUCUUGAAGAAAGGGAAAAGAAAGAUGGUGGUUCGGAGGACUCCGGAGCUGGCCAUUUCAGCAGGAAAAACUCCUUCGACCAGGGAGAGACUUCCAGGGAAUCAGAAUUUGUUGUGCUCAAAGAAAGGAAGCUUGUAUCUACAACGCUUGUACAUGAGGGAGUAGCGAGGCUGUCAUUUCUGCUAGAAACUUGUCCACCUGGAUCGGUGCCAGACGCGCAUCUUUUAGCAUCAACGUUGGAUCUGCCUCACUCGACAGUGGUAGCUAGAGCCGCAUUAUUGCUGGAAUGCGCGUCCUUCGUCCACAGCUGCAAUAAAGGGCAAUGGCCAUCCUGGAUGAAAUUGUCAUUUCCGGUGUUCAGGCCAUCAGGGCCCCUCCCGCAUAGGGGGAAUAAUCCAGGCAUAAGGAGAUCGCACAUUUUACAGAGUACGGCGGGAAAGAUGUUUCAUCAGUGGGCAGAGACUAUCGGUCAGCGUCUAGAAGAAAUGAUGAAGGAAGACAAAAUCUUCAGCCGGCAAUUACAGAAAUCGUGUCCGAUGAACAGAAGCAGAAAGAGCUACUGAUCCAAGACGAAGAAGAAGAUUUCUUAGAUGAAGCUAGUAUUGAAACAUACGGAUCGUCAUGUCCCAUGCCGCUAAGGAUCGUCGCUUGUGUGUUGCUACACGAAAUCACAGCAUUUCUCAGGGAGACCUACCAAACUCUACCCAAAUCGUCGAGGAUUGUCAGCAAGGACAGACCUCCUCCAUGGGAGAAAUUGUAUAGCAAGGAAGCGAACCGAAGGUGGAGCAUGGCUUUGAGUUCUAUGGGUCAUUCUCAAACUUCGGCGCAAAGCUUGCAAAGCAUUGCGGGCGGCGAUCCCGGACAAGCCGAGAGAAAAAUUAGUUUUGUAUUACAUGAACCAGACAACGAAUCAGAGGGUAGCAGUAAUACGACAGUCACAAUGCAGACCAAUCAAGGAGAAGAGCCAAAACGAAUGGCACAUCAACCAAGACCUCAUCUUCUUAGAAGAGGAACAGCCGCUCAAACCGGUGGAUCUUUCAAAAGACGAAGCCUGAAAUUGCGAAGAGGCACGAAAGAAGGAAAAGACAUGGAUAUGGAGGCAUUCAGAAACAGCUAUGCUUCUGCCGGGAGAAUUCCCGAGUCUGUCAAAAGAACCGAUUCGAUCCAAUCGAAGCGAAAGGUGAGCUCUUUAUCGGACAGAAGUGACACAUCAGAACCUGGCGGUGCAGGAGAUGCGAGCGAAGAGGAGUCUACCGGAGUGCCAAGUGACGAGCAGCCUCCAGAGAGUCCAAGUGAUAGCAAUGACACGGACGACACGUCCAGAAACAUGCCGUGGUUGAAGGUAAUGGUGGAUGUAUCAAAUUCUCUCUACUACUACUGUCCACAUCAGAGCUUCUGCCAUCCCUUUUGUUACCGCAGAGUGAUGAGGGGUUGUGGGAGGCUCAUCAAGGCUGUGCGUAAGGUGUACGGUGAACAAUUUGGAAUUGUAGAAGACCGAUUAAGUAUGGAUUCCGUGGGGAAAAAAAAGAACAAGAAAGAUAAGAAUCAAAGUAGAAAGGUUUCGGAUCAAACCAGUUCAACGGUUUCACCGAUCAGGCGUAAAGACAGCGUUGGAAAGAAAGACAAGAUUGAUAAAUCGUUUGAUAGUUCGCAGCUAGGAAAAAACACUUCCAAGGAAUCAUCACGAGAUGUUCUAGAUUCGGAAAGUGGUGAUGUUAAAGGCAAGAUUAACGAAGAGAAAACCAAAUGUGAUCCUCCCCCAAUUCUGAAAUAUAUUCAUGGAUAUGUGAAAGACGCCUUUCAUGCUCCACUAGCAACCCUCAUUAAAGGUGCCGCGGUGUUGCCUGAAGACCAAUUUCCGGAAAUAAUUCCCGUGGCCUGGCAACUGCUUUUAGAGACGAAUCAGGAGGUAGCAGCAUGUGCCGCAUCCAUAUUUAUUUUAGCUGCUGUGAAGGCACCACAACAGGUGUCCGAUAUUAUGCAACAUGGGCUUUCCCAUCCGGACUGUUCCGUGAGAAUUAAUGCUAUUUUGAGGUUCCAAGUUCUUUGGAAGAUGAGAUACCAAGCGUGGUCCCGAAUGGAAGAAAAUGCUCAAAUGUUGUUUAAAGUUCCACCACCUGGAAUUGAAUUUACACUUCCAUCUCCAAAAAUUGGUAUCGAAUCUCUUGAAGUAGUGGAUGCACCUUGGGUCCCUUCGGUUAAAACAAAGGUCGAAGAAGUUACCAUCAACCAGGAGAGACACAGGUCAUUGGUGACUGCAACGAAAACAAGGAAGAAGCAACAAACUGAGUUGAUCAAAAUGGCUCUGCAGGCGCAGGAUGACAAAAAAAGAGAAGAACGAGAAAAAUUUUUGAUCACUACAAUACCUAUCACUAUACAAGCCGCUCACGAGCCAAGUCUGCACCAUGCGAGUGAGGAGCACGAAGAAGUGGACGAAGAGCAGGCGGACGGUCCGCCCAGAAACACCGCAACUCACCAUCUACAUUCAGCUCAUUCCCUUUUCCCAUCUUGCCUUUGUUCGGCAGUUGUACAAAUAAUCAACUUACUCGACGACGCCGCAGUAUCUGUCGAUGGAAACGCAGUCUAUGAAGUCGCGUAUCAAGUAAUAUGGACUUGUUUGGUGGAGGACAGUGCGCUAUUUUUGAGAUAUAUCCUUGAGCGGCUGACAAGAGAGAAGCAGGAUCUUAUGAUAAAAAUACUUAGACAUUUGAUAAGAUUCAUUCCGAAGCUACCCCAGCAGGCAGCAUUCGCCCUUUAUAACUACAUCAUAGGAUAUGUCAUGUUCUACGUAAGGACACCGCAUGAAAACGGUCAGCAGCUGAUUGGGUCAGCUUUGUCCUUACUUUGGAUGGUUGUCCACAGCGUUCACGGAAUAAUGUUCAAAGAUCUGAAACAAAUUUUAAGGAAAGAACAAUGCGAUGCUUCAAUCCUCUUAACUGCAAAUGUCCCAUCGGCAAAGAAAAUAAUUGUCCAUGGACCUCAAGAUCCAGAUGCUGGGGGUAUUCCGUCACAGUUUCCCGUUCAGGAAGAUACGCAAUUCUAUCAGAUCCUGCGAGAAUCGCUAGACUUUUUCGGCAUUGACGAAAACAAGCACAAGGAAUAUUUCUUGGUAGACUAUAAAACCCAUCAAAUUCGUAAUCCAUCAGCUUACGUUCGCGAUUUUUAUUUCUUCAAGAGGUCUCAGUAUCCGCAAUUAGAAUUGGUUCAUAUGGACCCAGAUGCAGCAUUCAAUGCCUUGCAGCAGCAUGAGCUCGUUCACAAAUUUGUCGAAAUAGGAAAAGUUUUACUAACCUGGGCUAUAUUGAAGAACGUGGAUAUGGUUGUACAAAGAGUGGUAUUUCUUCACGAAGAGCUAAUGAAACUGCCGUCCUUUCCGAGAAAAGCCUUAGAAUCUAGCUUGGAACUAUAUAAGUCAGGUCCCUUGGGUAAAGAGCUUCUCGGAUUGGAUGUUUUACAUAAGUUUAUGUGGGUUAGGCUGAUUGCUAGAAUGUUCGAAGCUAUGGCUGGCAAUUUCGCUUACUCCGGAGAUAUCCACCUCUUCGUUAACGUACUCAAUGGAGCUGUGGUUCUACACUCGGAAGAUGCAUGUAUUUUAAGAUACGUUAUGGCUACCUAUAUCAAUGCAGCGUUCCAUUUCAAAAACAUAUUUUCAACUAACGGCUACUUAUUGAUUAUGCCAACUUUGUUGAAGAUAUAUUCCAACCAUCAAUCCAACAAACUAGUAACUACUACGAUCGAAUAUGCAGUGAAGCAAUUUUAUAUGAUGAACAGAAAACCGUUCAUAUUGCAGAUGUUUGGAUCUGUAUCAGCUAUGUUGGACACCGAUGAAGAAGGCACUUUCGGAGAUGCCCAUAAGAUACAAUCAAGCUGUCUGUUUAAUUUAUUACUCAGUUUGGAAACUCCAUCUCCGGAUCCUUUGAAUAUUGCAGAGUUGGUGAAAGAGGACAAGCCUCUGAAGGCCAUAGAUUUUUGUUAUCACGACGAGAACGAAAUGGUUACCAUUCUGGAUUGUAUUUCCAUGUGUGUGAUGGUAGUAUCGUAUGCUUCGGAGAGUGUCAGGGGCUAUCAAAUGCUGAUUAUACUGGAGGCUAUUCUACCGUGUUACGUGAAGCAAAUUCAAAAACCUUCGUACAACAAAGAAGGAAAGGCAGAAAAAGAGAUUAUACACCAGCUGGCUGUGGCGAUAAGGACACUCGUCAACAACUGCGAGGCACUGACUAAAAAUUUCUACCGGAGAAGCUAUAACGGUCCUUAUAAAUCAAGUCCUGAACACAAAGGUUCUAGCCAAAGGAACUACAGUAGAGGGCCGUAUUCGCCUGGGUUUGACUUUGAGGACGACUCUCAUUCUAAAUUCAUGAGCGAACAUUCCAGGGCGAAAAGCAUGUACGACCACGAGGUAGAGGAUUCUGAGGUGCUGAGAGCCGAGUAUCGUAGACCGAGGGACGUUCUUCUAUCGUUGGUAGGAGAGUUUGUGAACAGAGCGUCGAUGCGCCUGCAAGAAUUGUAUAAAAAGAAUGACUGCGACGGAAAAGUCGUUGAGUUGCUGGAUAUUAGGUCGCACAUCCGCCUGGCUGAUAUAGCUCAUACCCUGCUCAAAGUUUCUCCUUACGAUCCCGAAUCAAUGGGAUGCAGAGGUCUUCAACAUUACAUGGGCUACAUUUUACCAUCGGCUGAUUGGUCGAACGAUGCCAUGCGGCCGGCAUUAGUUACGAUUUUACGCCGGCUGGACAAGGUUUUCCAGAAGAUAUCGAAAAAGCCUUCGAUAAGAAGGAAUACGGAUUGGGAUGCGGCAGCAGGAUUGCUCAAAGGAAUUUACGAUACGAUGAUUAAACAUUCGUACAUUGUCCACUGGUCACAAAUUAAGGCUUUAAUUAAUACUUGUCAGAGCCUGAUUGUGAGCGAUUUGGUCCCUGCAGAAGGCGUGUCUGGUGCUACGGUUGCUCUUAUGAGCCAAGCUCCCCCCGCACACUUCUGUUCGAUGGUCGUUAGGCUUAUAGCUUUACAAAUACAAAACGGCCAGGACUCUUGCACCUUAGAACAAGUCUGCGGAGGCAGUUCGUUGUUUCCAAGCCAAGAGAAGACUGAGAGUAUGAUAAUAAACCUCGUUAUGCCACUGUGUUUGAGAGUUGGAUCCGGCAGAAAAGACGUUCCACAGAUGAAGCCUAGCGAUGUCAGCUUCUCGCUAACGUUGAUUCUCCACGCCAUGAGCCCUCCCAAUAUAAAGACAGCUGGACCAUCAGGGGCUAACGUGAAACCAGUGGCAGAAAUAAGGACCGGUAGCCUUACCUUUACAGGAACUAGGGACACGAAAACCUCAGCUAAAAUAAACAGCUCUCUGUAUCAAGUGGCAUUUUUAGCUCUAAAAAUUAUGAGUAUCUGCUUCGAAAACGAACUAACAAUGGAAUGGAUGAAAAUAGGAAGAACCAUGAGAGAACUAGGAAAACGUAAUGAAGCAGCUAGCUAUUUAUGGGACUUUCUUGACUUUGUGGUGACGCAUCGAACUACGCUGUACAUUUUGAUGCAACCUUUCAUUUUUUUGAAGUUAGCUCAGCCGCCAAUAUCCGAUUUCGAAAGAAACAUGCAUACGAAAAUAAGAAACAAAAUGAGAAGCAUCGAUUUGCCUUUGCCGAAAGGUAAAGGGGCGCUGCUUAUGGAACUGGCUCAGGAGAUGAAAGUUUUGAAAGAGGAAUUAGACGAGUCUACCGAAUCAUCCUCUGAAGCGAAGAAACCGGAUUCAACGCCGACUUGUCAAGUGACCAGCGAGGUUCAACAGCCAAGACAUCAGAGGCAUUCUCUCAUCGGUUUGUUCACUAGCGAAGGACACCACGGAUCAAAAGCUGCACCGGCUCACUCUCAGAUCAAAGAAUCUUCAACAAGUACCAGCCACGUAUCUACUCCAAACCAAGGGAAUACAGUGAGUAGUGAAGGACAUGAUACAAACGCAAACGGCAGUUCUGCAACUUGUAAUAUCCCAGGUGAAACUUCAACAACUCCACUUAGUGCAACCAGCCCGGUAGACGACAGUUCUGGGGAAACAUUUAGCAAGCCGCGGCUGCAAAGAAUCAAACCUCAAAGUCGUAAGACAUUUCGCCUGAAGAGAAGUCGUAAAGGGGAGAGCGAGACGUCGCAUACCAGACUAGACUCUGAAGAUUGCAGUCCUCCAACGUCUCAACAUUCUCAUUCGUUGGACAUUUAUUCGCCUCCAUUGACUCCCGUAAUAAUGACAACGCAGACGGAAGAAUCCUGCGGAUCACCUUCUGACGGAGCAAAAGAUCAACAGGGAACAUCAGCGUCGACCGCAGUUAUCGACGAUAAGAAACAGCAGACACUUUUGUCACAAACCGAGCAAAUCGCAACUCAAGAUUCUCAUCGUUUGCGGAUCGCUACUAGAGGAAAGAUGACAGAUGGAUCGUGGGAUGAAGACUCUGCCAUAUCUCAAACGUCCAGCACGUCUGGGUAUAGGGAAUCGUAUCCCGUAAUGCACUUAAAAGAAUCUCUAGAGACGUCAUUGAAGCCUUUUCCACCUUUAGCGUCUCCGGACAUCAAUAGCUUUCCAUCUACGAGCAGCGCUGCCACAACGGACAACUUCUUUCACUUGGACAACUCGUCUCCAGACUGUUCCCUGAACGAAAAUGGUGAAAAGACGGCACUCCUCGGACAAACCGAGAGAUCUUCCUCGCAGCAUUCGUUGCUGAUGGUUUUUGAUCAUCAGGAUGAGACAACGUUUAUGUAAUAUCCAACUAGUCGUUUUCAGUAAUUCCUGUUAUGUAUAUGGUCGAAAAUUGAGAGAACAGAUGAUUAAGAUCAUCCACUUCACCAUCUACCUAGCAGAAGGAUGAAUCUCUUAAUCUUAUUUUGAAAAGGUAUGGAGAAAUUUUCCUAGUUUUUUUUAUUGAUGUUACAAUUGAAGGCGUGUGGAAUCCACGUUUUAUGUAGCAGAUAGUAUGUG
Messenger RNA from Acanthoscelides obtectus, 10656 nucleotides. The record is from the annotation of a GenBank genome assembly. NCBI's taxonomy places the organism in Eukaryota, Metazoa, Arthropoda, Insecta, Coleoptera, Chrysomelidae.